Molecule: messenger RNA, 3822 nt
Organism: Penicillium maclennaniae
Lineage: Eukaryota; Fungi; Ascomycota; Eurotiomycetes; Eurotiales; Aspergillaceae
Product: inositol polyphosphate kinase VIP1
Exons: 3
Coding region: 1-3822 (1273 amino acids)
Biological process (GO): inositol metabolic process; inositol phosphate biosynthetic process
Cellular component (GO): cytosol
Molecular function (GO): 5-diphosphoinositol pentakisphosphate 1-kinase activity; diphosphoinositol pentakisphosphate kinase activity; inositol hexakisphosphate kinase activity
Source: RefSeq, a predicted model, not a curated record
AUGGAUACCGACAAUGGCCGGAGUAGCGGCCCUCCUGUGGAUGUCGGCUCUUCAAAAGCCACACCUGACUCGACAGGCUUGCUGAGUAUGGAAUCGGAGUCGAAAGAUAACCCUCUGACGGAGUCCACAACAUCGACCAAGCACCAUGGCCAAAACAGCCCCGUGAAGCCGGGCAAGACGGAGACAGAUAAAGGCUCUUCGCCUCGCUUCGGGCAAUCUACACGUUCUUCUAGCCGACCCGCCCGCAGAUUCAGCGGCAGCACCGCUGCCAGCACCGCCGCCAGUUCCACCAGCGAGAUGGAGACCAAUACCCCGAGACCCUGGAGGAUCGGUGUGUGCGCCUUGGAUGUCAAAGCACGUAGCAAGCCAAGCCAAAAUAUCCUGACAAGACUUCAGUCUAAGGGCAAUUUUGAGGUCAUUGUCUUCGGCGACAAGGUCAUUCUCGAUGAGGCCGUGGAGAACUGGCCCGUCUGCGAUUUUUUGAUUGCGUUCUUCUCGGAUGGAUUUCCUCUAGACAAAGCGAUCGCAUAUGCCAACUUGCGGAAGCCGUUCUGCGUCAACGAUCUGCCGAUGCAGAAGGUGCUUUGGGAUCGUCGGCUGUGUCUCAAAAUACUGGACCAAAUGGGAGUUCCUACUCCCAAGAGAAUGGAGGUAAACCGCGAUGGUGGGCCAAUUCUGGAAUCACCGGAGCUAGCCCAGCAUAUAUACAACCUCACAGGAGUGAAAUUGGAGGGUCCGGAGGAUGGCACCGGCGGUGGCGCCCCAAAGACUCAGCAAGUCUCAAUGUCAGAAGACGGGGAAGCUCUGGUGGUGGACGGCAAAGUCCUCCGGAAGCCCUUUGUGGAAAAGCCGGUUAAUGGCGAGGAUCAUAACAUUCACAUUUACUUCCCCAAUGAUCAACAAUAUGGCGGCGGAGGACGCAAAUUGUUCCGUAAAGUCGGGAACAAAAGCUCAGAAUACGACCCAACUCUGUCUGUGCCUCGGUCUCUGACCGAGUCAGGGACAAGCUAUUUGUACGAGCAAUUCCUACGCGUGGACAAUGCCGAGGACGUGAAAGCGUACACAGUCGGGCCCAAUUUCUGCCAUGCCGAGACGCGCAAGUCCCCCGUGGUUGAUGGGCUUGUCAGACGUAACACCCACGGAAAGGAGCUGCGGUACAUUACAAAAUUAAGCCAGGAAGAGGCAGCGAUUGCCUCCAAAAUCUCGAAUGGUUUCGGACAGAGAAUCUGCGGAUUUGAUAUGCUUCGUGUUGGAGAUAAAAGCUACGUCAUCGAUGUCAAUGGCUGGAGCUUCGUCAAGGACAAUAACGACUAUUACGACAAGUGCGCUAAUAUCCUCGGAGACACUUUCUUAGUCGAGAGGCGAAAGUACGAGGGAUCGAUAGAGCGUUCCGAACCGCCUUCACCGGAUAUGGGUUCAUCACGGAAAAGCACGGCCAGCUCUCACCGACAGGCCUUGAAAACGCUUCUGAAGUCUCCAAGUACCUCUCGACUUCACAAAUCCCACGAACCAGCUCCUUCGGAUGCAUCGACUGGUGCCCCCUCGUUGGCAUCAUCCUCAGGCAUUGAGAGCACUGAUCUCGGUAUCACUCUCAGCAAAUUGAACUCUCGCGAUGGGCGCUCCGAUUCCCGGGGGUAUAGUCCCUCUAACACAAAGUCCCCGGCCUUAUCACUGCAUCAUCCUAAUGAUGGAGCUCCUCCACCACUUCCUGCUUCGAAGCAUUCGUGGAAAUUGAAAGGCAUGGUGGCAGUCAUUCGACAUGCGGAUCGCACUCCGAAGCAAAAGUUCAAGUUUACAUUCCACAGCCAGCCAUUUGUAGAUCUUCUGAAAGGUCACCAGGAAGAAGUGGUGAUCAAAGGAGAGGCUGCUUUGUCAAGUGUCUCCAAUGCAGUGAAGUUGGCAAUGGAACAAGGGUUGGAAGAUAUGGAGAAGCUUAAGCUGCUUAGUACUUCUCUUGAAAAGAAGGGCGGAUGGCCUGGAACGAAGGUACAGAUUAAACCCAUGUUCCGGAAGCGGAGGCCGGAAGAGAUGCGAGAGCAGGUAUCACCUACUACACCCACAGCACCGCCGGGCGAAGUAGCCUCCGAGGAGCCUCUUUCGCCCGUAGUCAGCGAGCCUGCGCACGAUAACGACCCAUUUGGCAGGCCCCAAACGCGGAGCGACUCAAUUUCCGGUGCCACUUUCUCUCGAUUCUCGGCUGUGGAGAAUGACCUGAUCCUAGACAAACUCCAACUUGUCAUCAAGUGGGGAGGAGAACCCACGCAUGCAGCGCGUUAUCAAUCCCAGGAUCUUGGAUUGAACAUGCGCGAUGACCUCAAGUUGAUGAAUAAGGAGGCCCUGAACAACGUUCGUCUGUUCACAAGUUCUGAACGGAGAGUGAGCACCAGUGCUCAAAUCUGGGCUUGUUCGUUCCUCGACCAGAAGGAAAUACCCGAGGACUUCAUUCAGGUCCGAAAGGAUCUUCUAGAUGACUCUAAUGCUGCGAAAGAUGUCAUGGAUAAGGUCAAGAAGAAGCUGAAGCUGCUUUUGCGAGAAGGGUCCGCACCCUCACAAUUUGCUUGGCCUAAAGAUGGAAAUAUUCCGGAGCCUUCGGUUGUCCUUGCUACAGUGGUGGCCCUCAUGAAGUUCCAUCGAAGUGUGAUGCGCCACAACUUUGAGAAAUUGGACCUGAGGGACUCACAGCCCUCACCAACCGUUAAAAAUCCCGAGGACAUUGGUCUGUGCAGUCAGCCAGAGACACAGCCGGAUCUGCACAACAUUUCGACAAUCCAGGGGCGUUGGUGCGCCGGAGAAGACCCGCGUCUCUUCAAAGAGAGAUGGGAAAAGCUUUUUGCAGAAUUUUGUGACACUGAGAAGGUGGAUCCCAGCAAACUGUCUGAGCUUUAUGACAGUAUGAAAUUUGAUGCACUCCACAAUCGGCAGUUCCUGGAAUGGAUCUUCAUGCCCCCUGACAGUGACCGCGAGGAAGACGAUAAGUGCAGUGUCAAGGGAAAGAGCUCCACAAGUUCCGAUUCAACCACAGAAAGCACCAAGACUGGCCUUGACCCUGCAAACGAAAAGAUCGAUGAGCGCACGGAUAAUUCGAUAUUUGCCCAUCGGUUCGGAUGGAAAAAGCGACUCCAAGCAAUCGAGUCACUACCACAACUUCGAGCACUGGAUGAUUCAUAUGACCAUUAUUUCAAGCUCUUCCCGGGCUCUAGCUCAAGCAAGUGCAAGAUGGACGAGCGACUUUCUAAGCUCCGUGAACUGUACAAACUGGCGAAGGUUCUGUUCGACUACGUGACACCUCAGGAAUACGGCAUCACCGACAGUGAGAAGCUUGAGAUCGGCCUUCUUACGUCGCUUCCUCUCCUUCAAGAAAUCGUUCGUGACCUAGAAGAAGUUCAGGCAUCUGCGGAUGCGAAGUCUUUCUUCUACUUCACGAAAGAGUCCCAUAUCUACACACUUAUGAAUUGUAUUUUGGAGGGUGGGAUCCAGACAAAGAUCGCUCGGAGCGCUAUUCCGGAGCUUGACUAUCUCUCCCAGAUCUGUUUCGAGCUAUACGAAGCACGAGAUGCCGAAUCAGAAGUUAAUUCCUACUCGAUCAGGAUUUCCAUCAGCCCUGGCUGUCACGCUUUCGACCCGCUUGACGUGCAACUUGAUUCGCGGCACGCUAUCGGUUGUGCUCCUCGGCGCAGCUUGACUGCCCAUCAAGACUGGAAGGAAGUGAUUGAAACGCUGAAGGCAAAAUUUGAUACGGUCAAACUCCCGAAAUCAUUCAUUGCCGUCAACUUAAGUGACAAGCAUGUUUCUAACCGAUCAGAGGAGCAGGAGCGUGUCUAG